Messenger RNA from Nestor notabilis (Kea), 1025 nucleotides. Its product is annotated as PH and SEC7 domain-containing protein 3-like. The annotation marks the transcript as partial. Lineage: Eukaryota; Metazoa; Chordata; Aves; Psittaciformes; Psittacidae. The transcript is spliced from 7 exons. Gene Ontology annotation, biological process: regulation of ARF protein signal transduction. The record is from RefSeq and is a predicted model, not a curated record. Gene Ontology annotation, molecular function: guanyl-nucleotide exchange factor activity.
GCUGGGAGGAUGAAGUUUUCGUGAAGGGCAAGAAGAACCGUGGUGAGGAGGAGACGGCUGUGCUAGUGAGAGGCCAGGGCAGGAUGGUGGAGGAGGGGGAAGCAGCCACAGGAGGAUAUGAAGAUGUCCUUGGGCAGAGGCACUCUGAUGUCUCCACUGAUCUCUACAGCUCACAGUUUGAAAACAUCCUAGACAAUGCAUCUUUAUACUACAGCGCAGAAUCGCUGGAGACGUUGUAUUCGGAGCCUGAUAGCUACUUCAGCUUUGAGAUGCCACUCACUCCCAUGAUCCAGCAGCGCAUGAAGGAGGGUGGCCAGUUUCUAGAUCGGACUUCAGCCUUGGGACAGCCAGAUGUCCUGCAGCUUCCCCCUGACAGGGAGGUGACGGGCUGCAGUGGAGGCAUUGCCAAUGGCUUAAAGGAUGGAAGUGAAACACUCUUCAGAGGAGACGUCACAGAGAUCCCUCGUUUGGAAAGCAAUGCUGAACUGCAGAGUAUGGUUUUAGACUCCAGUGCUGCCAUGGGGAGCAAUGAACUUCAUGAGAAAGAUGCCACCGGAGCCCUUGGCCAUGAUCUCAGCAAUGGCAGCAGCAGCAAUUUGGAAGCAGCCCGGCGCCUGGCUAAGCGCCUCUAUCAUCUGGACAGAUUCAAACGCUCUGAUGUGGCAAAGCAUUUGGGUAAAAACAACGACUUCAGCAAGCUUGUGGCCGAAGAAUACCUGAAGUUUUUUGACUUCACAGGCAUGACGCUGGAUUACUCGCUCAGGAGUUUCUUUAAAGCCUUUUCACUUAUCGGGGAAACUCAGGAACGAGAGAGAGUUUUAAUCCACUUCUCCAGUAGAUACUACCAGUGCAACCCAGACACCAUUUCUUCUCAAGAUGGAGUCCACUGUCUCACGUGUGCCAUGAUGCUGCUGAACACUGACCUGCAUGGCCAUAACAUUGGGAAAAAGAUGACCUGCCAAGAGUUCAUUGCUAACCUCCAGGGAAUGAACGAUGGCAAAGACUUCCCGAAAGGGUUGUUAAAG